Messenger RNA from Cylicostephanus goldi, 324 nucleotides. The record is from the annotation of a GenBank genome assembly. NCBI's taxonomy places the organism in Eukaryota, Metazoa, Nematoda, Chromadorea, Rhabditida, Strongylidae.
AUGAGCAUUCAAUUCACAAUAGCUGGUACUGGCCCAGUGGACACCCAAAACAAGAAAAUUUUCAACCAAAAUCUCAGUCACAUAGUAAAAGGACAUCUGGACUACUCCAGAAAGCUUUCUGAAGUUUUAGCUGCAGUUGGUAUCAGCGUCAAACGAUCAUCUUCCACAGACUUCGAGAACGGUUACGAAGCAGUUGGUGAAGCACAGGAUGCUGUUGUAAUGAAGGAUGAUUCUACUGAAAACACCUCUGACAUUGUAGAGCAGGCUGUAGACGGACUACGCGAAAUCUCUGUCAAAGAUAAGAAAAUUUUGUCACAAUUAUAA